Molecule: messenger RNA, 767 nt
Organism: Drosophila mauritiana
Lineage: Eukaryota; Metazoa; Arthropoda; Insecta; Diptera; Drosophilidae
Gene: gdl
Product: gonadal protein gdl
Exons: 3
Coding region: 87-671 (194 amino acids)
Source: RefSeq, a predicted model, not a curated record
GCGGUUGCACAAAACAUCACUAAAAACAGAAAUACUUGGAAAUAUUACACAAAUUCUUGUAAAUAGAAAUUCACAAUUUAGUUAGGAUGGCGGACAUAACGGCAACCAGCGAAGGUAGUUCGAGCACCAGUGAGGCAGUAGUGGAGCAUCAGCAGCCAACUUCGGAGUUUUUACAGCGCAAAAUCUAUUUUUUGGUGGACCAAUUGCGAACUUACCAUUCGGAACUACCCGAAAACCUGCAGACACGCAUUUCCUACGAUCUACUCACCGAACUCGCCAAUUGUGUGCUAAACGAGGGCAUUUUUGUAAUAGUAAAAGCAUUAAUGGAGCUGCAACACGAAACCGAAAGACACUUGAUUAAAAUACGGAUGCAGGCGGAGAACGAGUAUGAAAUAGAAGUGGCCGAGUGGAGGAGCAAGAUCAAGGAUCCCGAGGAGCUGCGCCACAUAUUGGGACUCAUGAAAAUUAAGCACACUAAGAAACUACUCGAGUCGGAUACGAAGAUUAUCGAAAUACUAGAUCAAAAGGUUAACGACCAACAAUCCACACUUCAGAAGGCCGGCGUUCCCGGCUUCUAUGUCACCGAGAAUCCCAAGGAGAUCAAAAUACAAAUGUUCCUGUUAGACUUCAUUUUGCGUUUGAGCCGGCUAAAAUACGAGCCCGGCAAAUAACAGUUAGCCCACAAUCCGGAGAACACAAAAGACUGCACUUGACUUGUUUAAAUUAGAAUAUUAAAGGCAAUUAAAUUAUAACCCUGAUCAAAUGUC